Strongylocentrotus purpuratus (purple sea urchin) is the source of this 4626-nucleotide messenger RNA. Its product is annotated as transient receptor potential cation channel subfamily M member 2. Gene Ontology annotation, molecular function: ligand-gated calcium channel activity. The transcript has 25 exons. Gene Ontology annotation, cellular component: membrane. Bases 606 to 4505 code for a protein of 1299 amino acids. Gene Ontology annotation, biological process: calcium ion transmembrane transport. The record is from RefSeq and is a predicted model, not a curated record. NCBI's taxonomy places the organism in Eukaryota, Metazoa, Echinodermata, Echinoidea, Camarodonta, Strongylocentrotidae.
GAGAGAGAGAGAGUGAGAGAGAGAGAGGGAGAGAGAGAUAGCGCAAUAUGUUCACUGCGCCAGACCAUAUCAGACCAGUCUACUGUUUGACAAGUUUGUGGAGAGGACUCCUCCUCAAACAGAGCCAGAUUCUCUUUUCAAGUGGAAUAUGAAUGAUUGAUAUCCAGAAUAUAUUUGAUCAAAGGAUGACGAAGUGCUCUUAAGAUGUUCUUUGGAUUUGAGAUUCACCAGUUACAGACUCUGUCACAAGUUUGGAAGGAAUCUUGUGGAGUUCAGGAGGGUGUAUGUUAGCUCAUCAACCCUAGAUGUGAUCCCUUUGCAUGAAUCCUAUCUUCAGACGUCCAUAAUUUGACUUGUGUAUGAUAUUUGUUUUGGUAACCUCCUUUAAUACUAAAUUUGCUGUGAAACACACACUAAACUAAUCAUUCUGUCGAGUCAUUGACUGUAUGUUUGUGUGAGGUAACUUGCUUGUUUUGCACCCCACUUCCUUUUGUUAACGGAAGCAACAGGGGGCGAGACUAAAACUUUACCGAGAUGUGCUAGAACUGUAGUGCAGAAAGUUCCCGUGUCUUUUUGCAUGUUGGUUGAACUGAAGUGGCUUUAAAAUGAGUGACAAGAAAAGACCCUCAUUUGUAAGGCAGUCGUCUACAGAUGGAAAUCGUGGUGGAAGUCUUUUGAGAACACCGAGCCUGGCUGAACGUAAAAACAGUGAUCGAAGCGAUCCUGAUGUAUCUAAAGUGGAAAAUACACUUUACGAUCUGUUAGAAGAAGAGGAGAAUCAAAUUACUAAUCCAUCAUGGAUCCGAGAGAAUAUUCUUAUGAGAGAGUGUACUCGCUUCACUCCGGCACCACCUGAUCCCAAGGAUAGAAAGAGAGAUGAGGACCCCAAGUGCCAGUGCAAAAAGAGGAAGAAGAAACAUCAAGACAGAUUUUUGGAGAACCCAGACCCAAGUGCCAAAUGGAAGGUAGAAACCCACACCCACACAAUUGCCACCAAUGCCUAUGGAGAGAUAGAGUUCAUAGGAGCUGUAGGAGGGGCUGUUGGGCAGAAAGCAAGGAAGUUCAUAAGAGUGGAUUAUGACACCGCUCCAUCCAAGCUUCUCUCGCUCUUUGAAGAUGUUUGGAAGCUAACCAAACCUAAACUCCUCAUCUCAGUGACUGGAGGAGCACAAAACUUUCCCCUCAAUCACAGACUCAAAGAUGUCUUUCGUAAAGGACUCAUCAAAGCCGCUACCAGCACAAGUGCCUGGAUCAUUACGGGAGGCACCCAUGCUGGUGUGAUGAAGUAUGUAGGAGAUGCUGUGAGGGACCACAACCUUGCCAACGGACGGAGCAAUGUAGUCGCCAUCGGUAUAGCAUCAUGGGGAGUAAUCACAAACAGGGAAAAGCUCAUAGAUGACAAUGGCAAGUUCCCAGCUUCCUACAACAUGGAUGCCAAGAAAAGCAAUACAAUGAACGUGCCUCUUGAUCCAAACCACACCCAUUUCAUCCUGGUUGACAAGGGGAGGGUAGACCAGUUUGGUGAGGAGAUAACACUCAGGGGCAAGUUGGAGAAGGCCAUUUCAGAGGAGCAAAUACAAAAAUCCUCUGGAAAACCUGCACCUGUGUCAAUACCUAUCGUAUGUGUGGUCGUGCAAGGUGGACCCAACACCAUUCAGACGGCUUAUGAAGCCAUCCGAAACGGCACCCCUGUCGUUGUAGUUGCUGGAUCAGGGAGGGCAGCAGACAUCAUGGCCUAUGCAUUCCAACACACCAAAGAAUACAAGACGAAGGAAGGAAAGAAAGAAAUAGUGAGGAACGUGAUGCCAGAGACCGUCAGAGUGGAAGUUGCCAAAAUGAUCGAGAAGGAGUUUGGACAGAAACAGUUGGACCUUCACCUUACUCGUAUCGAGGCCUGCAUUCAGCACAAGCAUCUUAUUACUGUCUAUGAACUGGGUGCCAGUGCCACCAUGGACAUUGAUGGUGCUAUCCUUCACGCUCUUCUCAAAGCCAACAAGGGACGGAUUCAGGACCAGCUUCGCCUUGCUCUGAUCUGGAACCGUGUGGACGUUGCCAAGCGAGAGAUCUUCACUGAUGAUCGAGAGUGGGGGAAAGGGCAGCUGGAUGAAUCCUUGCGCUAUGCCUUGUCCAAUAACCAAGUCAGUUUCAUUGAACUUUUCUUGGAGCAAGGGGUCAAUCUAAAGGACUAUUUGACCAUCAAGGAACUGACCAUUCUCUACAAUGAGAUUCGAUCCAAUUCACUCCUGUAUGAGCAGCUGGAGAAACAUAGAGGAAAGUACUCCAAUUACAAGUUCAACCUUGAGCAUGUGGGCAAGGUCAUCCGCGACCUGAUGUUUGAUACCUAUCAACCCCUCUACCUGCGAGAUCCAGGGGUCUAUGUCCUCCUGGAUGCUGACAUCAGGCAGGAUGCGCCUAAACAGAAUGAAGCAUACGAUGACACCGGUGAUGAUGACUCUUAUACCGAUGGGGAAGACCUGGAUGAGAAUGAUACCGGUGCCACGCCUAGGGUCGAUCCAUUUUCUCUACAGGAGGGACUUGCUAGUUUUGGAAAUGCCAUGAUGCCAGCAAGUUUAGCCGGGUGUCGACGCUCAGUCGUUGCGCGUGUUGGAAAUGCCACAAACCCAUUGAAAGAUAUGAAGAAGGGCUUGCAGCCCAACCAGUUUGAGUUUCCCAUGAGGGAGCUAUUCGUCUUUGCCAUCUUGCAGAAUUGGCAUGACAUGGCCAAGCUUUUCUGGGAGGAAGGCAGGGAAUCCAUAGCAUCGGCACUGGCCGGGAGUAAGAUGCUCAAGGGUAUGGCAUCCAAGGAGGAUGAUUCUGACCAGAUAGCUAACAUGGAAGAACAUGCAGCAACCUACGAGGAGCUAGCCAUAGGAGUCCUGAAUGAAUGCUAUAUAGAGGAUGAAGAACGUUCAGCUUUGCUUCUUGUUUGUGAGCUUCCGUACUGGGGAAAUUCUACGUGUCUUAGUUUGGCUGUGGAAGCAGUGGACAAGAACUUCAUUGCACACUCUGGAGUGCAGAGUCUCCUCACUCAAAUCUGGAUGGGAAAGAUCUCGGAUGAGACAAGUCCAUUUCACCUAUGGAUGUGCACUGUAUUCCCUCCAUUGAUAUACUUCCUGGUGAAGUACCGUGAAGAUGAAGGUGAUGAAGAACAAGAAGAGCUUCAGAGGCAGAGCUUGAAGAAGAAAAAGAAGCUUCCCGCUGCCAAGUCAAUAGAUGAUGUGUUUGUUCCUGAAGGUGAUCCAAGUAACAAGGGUCUUGAGAUGGUUGUCCAUCCUCCGUCAGACAACGGAGACAAUGGAAUGGCAAGCCAGACCAUGCUACUUGAGAACAAGAAUGGACAUCCUGCCAAGCCCAAGCCAAGUGAAGAUAAAGACGAAGAUACGUUCAGCCUCAUGAACGCUCGGCUAGAUAUAAGGGACAGUGGCGUGGAUCUGUCCUGGUGGCAAAGAUUCAAGUUCUUCUACGAUGCGCCAAUGAUCACUUUUAGACAUAAUGUGUUGUCCUACAUGGUCUUCUUGGUGCUGUAUAGUUAUGUCAUCCUUGGCAAAUUUGCGAAAGACUAUUUUGAGUAUGUGCUCAUCAUCUGGGUAGUGUCUUUGUUCACAGAGGAGUUUAGACAGAUUGCACAAGGUGAAAACAGCAGCUGGUCGAGCCGCCUUUUAGCGUGGAUCACCGACUACUGGAACAUUCUUGACCUGGUAACGCUGAUCACCUUUGCAGUGGCUGAGAUCCUGAAUUUUGUCGGCUUUACUGAAGCAGGUCACGUCAUCCUCUCCUUGAACCUGACCCUCUUCUUCAUCCGUGCGCUCCAUAUCUUCUCCAUCAGCAAGCAGCUUGGACCCAAACUCAUCAUGAUCCAAAGGAUGAUGGUUGACCUGAUGUUCUUUGUUGCCAUCCUGGCUGUGUUCCUCAUCGGUUACGGGAUUGCAUCUCAAGCCAUCCUCUUUCCUAACGAGACGGAUGUCAGUGUCAUCAUGAGAGGCAUCCUGAUGAGGUCAUACUUCCAGAUCUUUGGAGAGCUCUUUCUUGAAGUCAUUGAAGGUUCUGACUGCACAGACAAUUCCACUCUGGUUGAUGGUGUGGACUUCUUCCCAUGUCCUGAACAUUCCUGGAUUGGCAUUAUCCUCUUAGCUGGUUACAUGAUGAUCAGUAAUGUUCUACUUCUCAAUCUACUCAUUGCCAUGUUCAGUUACACCUUUUCAGCCAUCCAAGACAACACUGACACUAUCUGGAAGUUCCAGCGCUACGAUCUGAUCAAGGAAUACUUCAACCGCCCCCCUCUCACACCACCAUUCAUCUUGGUCUCUCAUUUCUUCUAUGCGGUACGCUUCGUCAUACAACACUGUUGUAGAACUUGCACCCACUGGAAGAUACCUGAACUCAAGCAAUCGUUGACUGAUCAAGAAAAAAGACCCUUGUUCUAUGGGAAGGCAUCAAUGCAGAUAACUACACAGCCAAACAGAGAAUAUUGGUGCAACAGGACCUCAAUGAGAGAGUCAAAGUAGCUGGUGACAGAGUGGAAGACAUGACUAUGAAGCUAGACCAAGUCUUUGACGACGCUGAGAAUCAAAAGGGUAAAGCAGGACCUCUCGGGAUGCAUGGAGGAAAGGGCUUUGAAGAAAGACU